This is a messenger RNA of Botrytis sinoallii, 879 nucleotides long. RefSeq lists its product as uncharacterized. Bases 1 to 879 code for a protein of 292 amino acids. The record is from RefSeq and is a predicted model, not a curated record. The transcript has 2 exons. Gene Ontology annotation, biological process: regulation of DNA-templated transcription. NCBI's taxonomy places the organism in Eukaryota, Fungi, Ascomycota, Leotiomycetes, Helotiales, Sclerotiniaceae. Gene Ontology annotation, molecular function: DNA-binding transcription factor activity.
AUGAUUAGCCCCAUGAUUGAAGCAUCGUGUAUUGAGAUACCGCGGGUCGAAAUCCUGCCUAUGAAGCAAAGGUCACAGAUUCAGAAUCUGGAAGAAGAUUGGACGGGUACCAGUAGUACGAUUAUGAGGAGGAAAUUGCAAAAUCGGUUGAAUCAACGGGCUUCUCGAAAACGUAGAAAAGCCGACUCGAAAAAACUCAAAGCAAUAACCAAAGUCGUAGAAUCACAAGGUCCCGUAAUCCUUGAUCCCACAACACCUCCUGCAAAAGAAUGUAUGUGUAUCAAUCACAUAGAUGUCAAACGUAUUGUCGCUUCCAGAUCAUUCAAUUCCUAUAUCACCGAUACUUCUAUCCCAGCAGACUCCUACUUACUCACUCUUCUUCAUUUCAAUAUCAUCCGUGCUUUAUCUAUCAAUGUGGAAAUCCUCAAACUACCUAUUGAUCGUAUGGAUGAUGAUAUUCUUUCUCCAUUCAACACAUCAUCAUCGACACAGUAUCCGCAGGGUAUACCAGAUUUAUCAAAUCUUCCACUGGCGCUAAAACCUACAAACCUACAAAUCGAAAUAGAACAUCAUCCUGAGAUUGAUGUUUUCCCAUUUCCAAGAUGUAGAGAUCUCAUUCUUUCGGCGCUCUCAAGAGGUGAAGAAUGGGAUGAUAUAGAGUUUUGUAGGGAUAUUAUGUAUGGGUUAGAGGGUGGAGGAGGAAGAACGGGACUCAUUGUUUGGGGUGAUCCAUGGAUACCAGGAAGCUGGGAGGUAGAGGAAACCUUUGCGAGGAAGUGGAAGUGGUUGUUAGAGGGGUGUGAGGAGUUGUUAAUGAGUACUAAUAAAUGGAGGAGUGGAAGAGGUGAGAAGAGACUAGUUUUUGAGGAACUGCUUUGA